AUGUUCUGGCGAAGUCCCCAAGUACGGGGCUUCUUUGACAACCAGUUCUCCCGUCCUGGACCUUUGCGAACACUGCGGAAGCAGCAAGGGAUUGCAUGGGUUUGCGCUGUCUUCUCCCUGCCGACCUUCCUGGUCUUGGUCGGGAACCAUCCAGAUGUUCAGGAGCCGUGGUCAAGGGGGUGCUUGGUAUGGAGCAUGCUACUGCAGAGCAGGAGUGGUUCAUUCGGUCGCGUGCUCGUGUGCAGUCCUUUUGCUGUCUGGCACUUAUCUGAGUUGCUGAGGCACUACAGGCCCAUAGAGUAUCCUCCGCAGUCAGAUCCGUCCAUCAUCUACGACAUCUAUCAUGGGAGGACACCCCGGAAAUCUGCAUGA
Molecule: messenger RNA, 372 nt
Organism: Symbiodinium sp. CCMP2456
Lineage: Eukaryota; Dinophyceae; Suessiales; Symbiodiniaceae
Source: the annotation of a GenBank genome assembly